AUGGCUCGUACGAUGCAGACAACACGUCGUGCGAGUGAAGAGGAAGACUUCUCAGAAGAGAGCGAGUAUGACCAGCCACAUGGAGCGCCCCGCAAAGCGUCGCGUUUCCCCUCCAGAAUCUCCCAGCGCCACCGCCAGCUUGAUGAAGCUGAAGAAGCACGAAUGUUGCGUGCAAUUUACGGCACUACAGACGAAGCCGCUCCCACUUGCGAGCCCACCAGCGAUAAUGCGAAGGCCGCGACCGGCUCCGAGGCCGUGAGCGGCUCCAAGACCAUGAUCAGCUCCGAGGCCAUGACCAGCACGGGCGAGCUGCGCCUCUAUCUCAUGAAUAACUGCAGCCCGCAUUGCACCAAGGUUUGCCCCUGCUGCAAGCCACGAUGGUCCGACCUGCCCACACCCGAGGCUGAGGAAGCGCGCAUCGCGGCAAUGGAGAGCACCCACGGCAUCAUCAAUCGCAUCAGCCCGAAGGACGGCAACAAGACUGUCCAGAUCGAAGUCCAGAACAAGCACAUGAAGGACAUUUUGACCAGCGUAUUUGAUGGGUUCCCAGGAUUCCAUCCCUCCCUUCUGGGCCCCAACAGCGCUUGGAUCUUCGAGGAGCCCUUCAGCAUGUUUGUCGGCCGUUGGAGCCAGCUCCUGGAGUUCUGGGCGUGCGCCACGUCUGCAGAGAAGAAGGCUUGGGGCACGCUUGUUGCGACCUUGUCGCCCGUGGUCCAGCCAGCUCUCGAUGCUAUCAGGAGGAUCAAAGACACGCGCCUGGUGGCCUGGGACGACCUUUCGUUGAUCUUCCCACCCGGCAAGCUGAUGAUCAUUGAGCAGCCUGGCGCGGUCCAGUCCGUCGUGCGCGUCAAGGAGGGAAAAGAGACCUACGAUCCCAGAGGUCAAAAGCUCUACCGACUUAGAUACGAGUUCAUCGACUGGGACGGCGAGACGUACGGGUUGCGCACCGGCUCGCUGGACAUUCCAUUUUACAGCGAUUACAAGAAUGUCAGCAUGCCAAACCUGAGAACCAUGCCUCUUGAAUUCUGUCUUUUUGAGGAAGAUCUCGUUGCCAAGCUGAUCUUGCGCGGUCGGAAGUGGAGUUCCUUGAUGGGUGUUGAGUACAAGCACUUUGCAGGCAAGAACGUGCCACUGGCGACACGAACGCCUAUACAGGCGAGUGGAAGAAUCAUGAUCGAUGCCACCGCUUUCUAUGACACUAAUCACGGUGCUUCGUGGUGGCCGAAACCGAUCUUGACAUCGUUAGCCGCGGAAUGUGGUGCCGUUGGAGCACGAGAGAGCGCCAAGUCCGUCCAUCUGCCUGAUGAUCAAUGCCUGUUGGCAUCUGGAGUUGUUUGUGGGUUUGAUUUGAAGACCAAACAAUGGUGCCUCUUCCCUGUCGAUGGCAUCAGCGAGGUCACCUUCAACAACCUCGCAUACGACAAACUGGUACUGCCGCCUAGCGAGAAGAAGAUGGCCUGGGCAUUCGUCGAGAGCAAGAACAUGCUGAGUGUGUCCGACUCCGACUCCGACGACAGCACGUCAUUCGACGACUUCGUCACAAGCAAGGGAAAGGGUCUCGUCAUGCUCCUCUGUGGUCCUCCAGGUGUUGGGAAGACCUACACGGCGGAGGCGAUCGCCGAAAUGGCCGAGGUGCCUCUCUACAUGAUGAGCGCAGGCGAGCUGGGCUCAGUCCCGUGUCAGGUGGAGGGAGCACUUGACACGGCUCUAAAUCUCUGUCGACGUUGGAAGGCCAUGCUGCUUCUGGAUGAGGCCGAUGUGUUCCUCGGCAAGAGGUUCAGCGGCGGGAAUGAGAGCAUUGAACGCAACGAACUGGUUUCCAUCUUUCUCCGCCGCCUCGAGUAUUAUCAAGGCACCAUGUUCCUCACCACCAACAGAAUUCAGAACAUCGACGAUGCCUUUCAGUCCCGCAUUGACAUCAUCCUGCCCUAUGGCGACCUUACCGCCGAGGCGCGCCUCCAGGUCUGGGUCAACUUCAUCAAGAAGUCAGGAGGGCCAGAGAAAUUCGACCUGACCGAACUGGAAAUCGAGAAGCUCGCACAGAAUUAUCACCUGAACGGUCGCGAGAUCAAGAACCUGGUCAAGAGUUCAUUGCUCGUUGCUGGCAAGUUUGGCGACACGAGUACUUCCACCGCUUCAUUGUCCGAUUCAGAUGAGAUGGACUUCGAGACCGGUCAGGCAAAGGUAUCGAUGGAGGUCCUGGAGACGCUGGCCGAACUGCGCACCCGAGCCCACGAGCUCAUGGGGAAGACCAAAACUGGUGAGACCUAG
Diaporthe amygdali is the source of this 2271-nucleotide messenger RNA. RefSeq lists its product as uncharacterized. The record is from RefSeq and is a predicted model, not a curated record. NCBI's taxonomy places the organism in Eukaryota, Fungi, Ascomycota, Sordariomycetes, Diaporthales, Diaporthaceae. Gene Ontology annotation, molecular function: ATP binding; ATP hydrolysis activity. Bases 1 to 2271 code for a protein of 756 amino acids. The transcript is spliced from 4 exons.